Molecule: messenger RNA, 564 nt
Organism: Cladocopium goreaui
Lineage: Eukaryota; Dinophyceae; Suessiales; Symbiodiniaceae
Source: the annotation of a GenBank genome assembly
AUGGAACUCCUCUCAGUCCUUUGCCUGGCUGCAGCUGCCAAGGGCUGCCACUGCCUAUAUUUGGCAUACAAGUUCUUUCUCCGCCCUGGCAAGGAGCUCAAGCAGUAUGGCCAGUGGGCCGUGGUCACUGGUGCCACCGAUGGCAUUGGAAAGGCCUAUGCCAUGGAACUGGCACGCCAGGGACUGAACGUGCUGCUCGUGGCCAGGAGUGAGGAAAGAUUAACAGAGACUGCCAAAGAGCUCAAAGGAAAAUACCAUGUGACCGUCGAUCAGCUCAAGGUGGACUUUUCGAACUUUGAUGCAGCAGCCAGAGAGGCCGUGAAGGAAAAGCUGGCCACCUUGGAUGUCGGUAUCCUCAUCAACAAUGUGGGUUUAUCCUAUCCCUACACCAAGUAUUUCCACGAGUUGAAAGAUCAAGAGGUAGCCGACAUCAUGGAGGUGAAUAUGUCAUCAAUGACAUGGAUGAAGCUUGGUGUUCAGCUGGUGGGGGUUGCCUCCCCAGUUUCUGGGGAACAUUUCUGGGAUGAGUUGGAACCAACAGGAGCACUGGUUUCAUGGGGAUGA